Molecule: messenger RNA, 600 nt
Organism: Malaclemys terrapin pileata
Lineage: Eukaryota; Metazoa; Chordata; Testudines; Emydidae
Product: taste receptor type 2 member 41-like
Exons: 3
Coding region: 1-600 (199 amino acids)
Biological process (GO): G protein-coupled receptor signaling pathway; sensory perception of taste; detection of chemical stimulus involved in sensory perception of bitter taste
Cellular component (GO): membrane
Molecular function (GO): bitter taste receptor activity; G protein-coupled receptor activity
Source: RefSeq, a predicted model, not a curated record
AUGCUUCCUGUAAUUAUUAUUUGUUUGAUCAUUUUAGGAAUUGAAUUCAUUACAGGGAUUAUAGCAAACGGAUUGAUGAUCAUUGUGAAUUGCAGUGAGUGGAUCAGAAGCAGAAAACUGACCUGUUGUGACAUGAUCCUGACUAGCCUGGGCAUCUCCAGAUUUUUCCUACAGUGGACAAUGUUCAUUAACAAUAUCCUCUUUGCAUUAUCUCCAGUGAUGAAUGGACUGUGUAACAUACGGAGAAACCUCUAUAUUUUUUGGAUGUAUCUAAAUAUUCUCAGCCUCUGGUUUGCUACCUGGCUCAGUGUCUUCUACUGUGUGAAGAUCGCCAACUUCAGCCAACCUCUCUUCCUCUGGCUGAAGCGGAGAAUAUCAGGGCUUGUGCCACUACUACUCAUGGGAUCCUGGCUGGUCUCCUUGGUCACCUGUCUCCCUUUUGUCAAUUUCAUAGAGAGAAAUAUAUUUGUUGUUCCUGCUGUACUGUUAAUCACUUCUCUGUGGAGACACACCAAGAGGAUGGGGAAAAACACAAACAUCUCCAGGGACACCAUUACUGAGGCUCAUUGGGAGAUAACAGUAUUCUAUAACAGCGACUAA